Messenger RNA from Notothenia coriiceps (black rockcod), 4004 nucleotides. It is a transcript of the gene fancd2, whose product is annotated as FA complementation group D2. The record is from RefSeq and is a predicted model, not a curated record. The transcript is spliced from 36 exons. Gene Ontology annotation, cellular component: condensed chromosome; nucleus. The coding region runs from base 84 to 3536 and encodes 1150 amino acids. Lineage: Eukaryota; Metazoa; Chordata; Actinopteri; Perciformes; Nototheniidae. Gene Ontology annotation, molecular function: DNA polymerase binding. Gene Ontology annotation, biological process: homologous chromosome pairing at meiosis; interstrand cross-link repair; double-strand break repair involved in meiotic recombination.
UUGGCGCGUAGGUUUGUUUUGUAACUUCAGUCUCUGGGAUUGUACAUCAAAUCGUCGUCUGUGGGAUCGUCUUUCUAUUAAAAAUGUUGCGUAAAAAGAGACGCUCGACUGCGGAUAAAGUAGAGGCAGCUACUACGAGCACUAAGGCGAAGAAGAGUCGCAGCACUGGUCGCCAACCAAAGGAACCUGCUCCAGAAGAGACCAAUGAAAGUGUGUUUGGUGUCUUUCUUCGAGAGGCAGGGGUCACCUUAAAACAAGGUGGCACGUCCAAUGAGAUUGCUGUCGACCAAGUCGUUUUCCAAAAAAGGAUAAAGAAACAACUGCAGAAGAGUCCCAGGUAUCCUGGAAUUGUUCAAGAAUUCACCGCUGGAUUGGAGUCUCAUAUUGAAGAACCUGAGCGGUUUAGGAACUGCCUUCUUCCAUGUGUCCCACGAUUGUCUGAUGGGGACUCCAGUUGUGUGAGCUCAUUUCAGGAAAGUCUGCUCCGCAUGCUGCUGGGGAUUGAAAUCCUGCAGACCCCUAUCAUCAACACAUUGAUCGAGAAAAUCCCUGAAUUUAUGCUUGAUGGAGCUGGAGAUGGAGGGCUCAGUAUUCCUCACAUAAUAAUUAACCAGCUUAAAUGGCUCGACCGAGUUGUGGACAGCAAGGAGUUGGCGGUGAAGCUCAUGGAGCUGGUGUCAGUCGCACCUGUGGAGGUCCAGCGUGACAUCAUCACUAGUCUGCCAGAGAUACUGGAUGACACCCAGCACAACGAUAUAGCCAGAGAGCUCAACUCUUUACUUCAGGAGAACACUCAGCUGACUGUUCCCAUCCUGGAUGCCCUCUCCAGUCUGAACCUUAGUACCUCAUUACUUACUGAGGUCCGUGGAGCCGUCAUGGCCACUCUGGCAGCCGUCCAGCUGGAGGACCUUCCUCUGGUGGUGAAGUUCAUCCUGCACUCUGUCUCAGCCUCUGAUGUCUAUGAGGUGGUGUGUAGUCUUCGUAAAAAGCUGGAGUUGGAGCAGUGUGUUCUCCCUCCGGUGCUGCAGGCCUCCCAGAGCCGCAUGAAGAGCAAAGGAUCCGCAGCGUCCUCCUCCACAGCAGCAGGCCGCCGCAGCAGCAGCAGCAGCAGCAGCAGCAGCCAGGACAGCGUUGCCUUGGUGUUGGACGGCAUCAAGUCAGCGGUGCGAUUCCAGAAAAGGAUUUCUGAGGCUUGGCUCAAGGCAAUAGAGUCUGUGGAUGAAGCGGAGGACCAUAAGGUGAUAGAUGUGCUGGUGCUGUUCAUCCUCCACUCCACCAACGCCAACCAGAGCCGGCGGGGGGCGGAGCGGCUGGUGAAGCUGAAGGUGAGGGGGGGGCUGAUCCAGGAGGCCCUGCUCCAGAGGACCUUUAGAGAUUACGCUCAGGUGAUGCGAGGGUAUUUCCCCUCCAUCCUGGCUCUGGCUCAGGGUCUGCUGCGCUCCCAUGACCCCUGUGUGGUGCCCUUUGGAGGACACAUGUACCGACACUCAUUCGCUGCUUUUGACUCUUACUGCCAACAGGAGGUGGUUGGCUCUUUAGUGACCCAUGUGUGCAGUGGUGUGGGGGGGGAGGUGGACAUGGCUCUGGAGCUGCUCUGCGGCCUUGUUACAGAGAAGCCUUCAGAAAUGUCCCUGUAUGCUGUUUUUGUCAAGGGAAUCUUGGACUACAUGGACAACCUGACUCCUCAGCAGAUCCGCAGGCUCUUCCACCUCCUGAGCACUCUGGCCUUCGGACAGCAGCAGCAGGGGUCUCUCAUCCAGGACGACAUGCACAUAGUGAUCCGCAAACAGCUCUCCAGCACUGUGCCCAAGUACAAGCGUAUCGGCAUCAUUGGUGCUGUCAUGAUUAUAGGCAGCAUGGGGGCCGCCAGACCUAAAGUGAAGGAGUCCCAGAAUGGGUUGUUGCCUCAGGAGACGCUCAGACAGGUGGCAGCGCUGUUGGAGCUGGUGAAGUCCAGCAGUGAGAGCUCAGCGGAGGCUGCAGCUCUGUACUACGAUGAACUGGCCAACCUGAUCCUGAGCUCCAUCCUAGACCCGCAGGUGCAGGAAAAGAUCGGAAAGACUGUCCUCGAUGACUUCCAGGAUGACUUUGUGGUGGAUCUAGGGCCAGACAUACUGGGCUCUUUCCCCUUAACGCCCCAUGUGAUAUACAACCUGGAUGACGAGGAGAGUCAGGGAGGCAUCGCCAUCAACCUGCUGCCUCUACUGGCCACAGAGCUCCAGAACAAAGGAGAGCAGAAGAGUCAAACACAGAAGGCACACAAGCGAGUGUCUCCUCUCUGUCUGUCUCCAUUCUUUCGCCUCCUGAGACUCUGUGAGGAGAAACAGCACCAGGGAGACCUGGAGGAGAUCGACGCCCUGCUGGGUGAGGAAGUGGAAGCUACACAUUUCUGGUCUGGAUUCAGCCAGCCAGGACAGCGGAGCUUACUGAAGAAGGCUCUGGGGGUUUUGGCUGAACGACUAAAAGAGGAAAGUGCUGAGUUGACCCUGGAGCAGCUUGUAAAACACAGCUUUAAGUACCUGAUGAACUUCUGCAGCACAAUGCCAAAUCUCAGCACAGCCCUGACCCUCUCCCAGCUUCUGUCCACUGUGUCAGAGAGGGGGGGGGACCCUGCUGCCCACAGAGAGCAGACCGCCUCCCUUGCCAAACGUUUCCUGGGCCAAAGCUGGGUGACGGCCAGCGGAGAGAAGGAGCGAGGGAUCAAAUUCAAUGAAGCACUACAUACAGUCCUAAAAAUGUACAUGGCGCAUGUUGACGAUGUUCUGAAGGCAGUGGAGGAAAUAGCUGGAGAGGGAAUCCCUGAGCUCAUCAAGGCAGCGAAAGACGAGAGCUCUGCAUCAUGGCCCACUCUCAACAGGCAGACUUUCUUGGUGUAUUACAAGGUGAUGAUGACCGAGCUGGAAAAGGCCAUCAGGAAGAUUCCUGCCUGCAAAGUCAGUGACAGCUCUGAGGCUCAGAGCGAGAAGCUGCUGAUAUGGAACCUGGCUGUCAGAGACUUUCACAUCCUGGUCAACCUAGGGAAGGUGUUUGAUUCCAGGCCGGUGCUCAUCGUGUGUCUGAAGUAUGGCCGCCUUUUCCUGGAGUCUUUCCUGAGGCUUGGAAUGCCACUUCUUGAUAACAGCUUCAAAAGGCACAUGGAGGAUGUCCAGAGCCUGCUGAAAACCUUUCAGCUUAGCACCCGGCAGCUGCAUCAUAUGUGUGGAUACUCUAAGAUGAACCAGGAUACAAGCCUGACCAAUCACGUACCAGCCUUGAAGAAGAGCCUGGAGCUCUUUGUUUACAGAGUGAAGGCCAUGCUGACGCUCAACAACUGUCAGGAGGCAUUUUGGAUUGGCAACCUGAAAAAUCGAAACCUGAAGGGUGAAGAGAUUCUUUCUCAGCGGUCCCACGGAAGUGAGGAUGAGGACGAAGAAGAGCAAUCGCCGCCUCAGGAGCAGUCAGAGGAUGAGGCCCAGGAGAUGGACUCUGAGGAAAGUACGAAGGUCCACAGAACGGAAGAUGUGGAUCAAGAUGAUAUUACAGAUGACUCUGACUAACAGAGCAAUCAACUGUUGGUUUUUAUUUCAAAGUUUGGCAUCAAACUUCCAUUUAUCGACCAACUUUUCAAGUUUCAAAGGCCAGUUCUAGUGCCUUUUUGCAUAAACACUUUCUAAAGUAUGUAAAACUGUUUCUCAAUGGGCAAAGUGCAGGUUAAAGACCAAUAAUGUCAAUAUAAAAUCACAAUUCAUGUGUUUUUACUAAAGUAGUUACGACAGUGUUAGGCAACAUACAAAAACAUUGCUUUGUGAGUUGCAUUGAUGUGCAUUUGCCGUUUUUCGUUUCUGUUGAAGAUAAAGCGUGCCUAAUAAUUAGGUGUUUUCAUAUUAGAUAGGGUUCUUGAAAAUUGUUUAAAUGUUUGAUUCUAAUUGUUUGCCGACAAAAUAGAAUACAGAUUGUUGCAAAAGUGUUUCUGUCUGUUAUGUCUUUAAGUAUUAAAUAUAUUUCUAAUGCUAAAACAUCUAGGA